Trichoderma virens Gv29-8 is the source of this 1023-nucleotide messenger RNA. RefSeq lists its product as uncharacterized. The record is from RefSeq and is a predicted model, not a curated record. Gene Ontology annotation, cellular component: cytosol; nucleus; elongator holoenzyme complex. The transcript has 3 exons. NCBI's taxonomy places the organism in Eukaryota, Fungi, Ascomycota, Sordariomycetes, Hypocreales, Hypocreaceae. Gene Ontology annotation, molecular function: tRNA binding. Bases 1 to 1023 code for a protein of 340 amino acids. Gene Ontology annotation, biological process: tRNA wobble uridine modification.
AUGGCUCCCACGGCACACUCCCAUGGCCGCUCUCACAGCCUGCUUUUGCUUCAAAGGCUUCUGAAUUUUCGUGAUGCCGCCAGCCCUCUCACUCUCCUCCUCGACAACCUUGAACAGCCCGCCCGCCCAGUCAUCUCGGAGCUCAUGACCAGAUCAAAGCUAGCAAAGACAAAAAUCAUCUUCUUGUCCUUCUCCACGCUCCGCAAGCCUCGAGAUGCAGAUAUCCUCAUUAAAGCCACUGGAAAAGAUUCAAAUGCGAUAGCCCGAGAACUUUUAGCACAUUACCCCUCAUUCCAACCGUCAGCUCUCAAGGAUAAGACUGCGCAAAGAGCUGUCGUCUUCAUUGACUCAUUGAAUUCUCUUUCAUCCGCAGCCACUCAAUCCUUGGCAGUCUUUCUAUCGAGCAUCAUCACACCGGUAGUAUCCAUCGUGGGUGUAUAUCACACCGAUGUGCCGGUCAUUCUACCCAAAUCAUUCAACGAAUAUGAGCCUCACCCAUUUACGCUGCUCUGCCAUCUGGCCACAGCCGUACUGACUCUAUCAAGCCUGCGGCAAGAAAUCGAACGACAAAAGGCGCGCAACAGAAGCGUCGUAGAGCCAGAGUGGGGCCUUAGAGAACACCGCGAAGGCAUCCUCAUUGGCCUUGCAGAAAAGGGCAAAUCCGAGGACCAAGCAGGCGUCGUCAUUACCAUGGAGUUACGGAGGAGAAGCGGACGGGCUGUCGACGAAAAGUUCAUCCUCAUGCCCGGCUCUGCAGCUGCAAAAUCCAGGCUGGGCAAGCUCUGUCUACUCACGGACCACACCAUGUUUAAGAAGCCCGAAGCUGAGCGGGGAGAUGGAGGGGACGAGCAGCCCGAGAGCACGUUUAACCUGGGUCUUACAGAAAAGCAGCGAAAGGAUAGGGAGGGGAUUGUGCUGCCGUACUUUGAUGCGCAGACAGAUAUAGGAGCGGGUGAGGGAGGUAGAAUUCUAUACGAGAUGGGCAGAGAGGACGAUUUCGACGAUGAAGAAGACGAGAUAUAA